Onychomys torridus (southern grasshopper mouse) is the source of this 2355-nucleotide messenger RNA. RefSeq names its product leishmanolysin like peptidase 2 (gene Cirop). Gene Ontology annotation, biological process: cell adhesion; proteolysis. Gene Ontology annotation, molecular function: metalloendopeptidase activity. Lineage: Eukaryota; Metazoa; Chordata; Mammalia; Rodentia; Cricetidae. Gene Ontology annotation, cellular component: membrane; cytoplasm. The transcript is spliced from 14 exons. The record is from RefSeq and is a predicted model, not a curated record.
GCAGCCUGUGGGAGACACAGAGUGAAGAUGUGGCUGCUACUGGUCCUUGCGGUGGCCACAAGCAGAUGUCUGCAUGACGAGACCCAGAAGUCUGUGCGCCUUCUCAGGCCCCAUUUCUCCCAAAUGCCUGCACGCUUCCGCUCCUCAAUCCUUCCUCUCCCUGGCUCCCAUGAUCCUCAACCCCUUAGAAUCCAGACCUACUAUACAAGAGAUCCUGUAGCCAACGAAGCUUGGGAUCCUGAUGAAGACAGAAAGAGAGGGGAAUCUCGAGCCCUGGCUGCACUGAGAGAGACCACCCGAAGAAUUCAGGGUAUCCUAGCAGUCACCCCAGAACAAGGACCUCUGCUUCUGAGUCGAGACCCUACACAAUACUGCCGUGCUGUCUGGGGAGACCCAGAGUCCCCAAACUACCACAGGUGUAGCCUCUUGAACCCCACAUACAAAGGAGAGAGUUGCCUUGGGGUAAAGAUGCCUGAUGCCCACCUACGUGGUUAUUCCUUGUGGCCAGAACACGGUCUGCCCCAACUAAUCCAACCAGAUGGCGCUGGAGUCCCAAACACUGAUUUUCUCCUGUAUGUGCGGGUUGCCCACACUUCCAAGUGUCACCAAGAGGUGAGAGGUUCAAAGCCCACCCCUUUUCCCUGCUGCCUCUCUUGGUCUGAAACUUUGUAAGGAGGGCUAUGGGCACCACCCCAGCAGAGCUCUACAGAGCCCCGGCUUCCUCUCUUCUCAGGAAAGACUCCAUCUGUCUCUAUUACCUCACUUCCCUCCUUUCUACCCUACCUUCUCUUGGCCUGUGUGCAGCCGGCUGCCAUAGCUUAUGCUGCCUGCUGCCAGCUGGAUUCAGAAGACAGACCCCUCGCUGGUACCAUUGUCUACUGUGCCCAACAUCUCACCAGCCCCAGACUCAGCCACAGCGAUAUCGUCAUGGCCACACUGCAUGAACUGCUCCAUGCCCUGGGUUUUUCCGGACAGCUCUUCAAGAGAUGGCGGGACUGCCCCUCGGGACUCAGUGCCACUAGAGAGAAUUGUUCCAGGAGGGAACAAGUGAUGAAUCGGGAUGAGUGGGGACAGCUGCUCCUCACCACUCCAGCAGCUAGCCACCGUCUAGCCAGACACUUGGGUGUGCCAGGGCCUUUGCAGGGUGUUCCUUUGGAAGAGGAGGGGUCUUUGUCUUCACACUGGGAGUCCAGAUUGUUCCAGGGCUCCAUAAUGGCUGCUACCUUUGAUGGUGCCCGGUACACGCGACUUGACCCGGUAACUCUUGCUGCCUUUGAAGAUUCAGGCUGGUAUCAAGUCAACUACAGUGCUGCCGAGGAGCUAUUGUGGGGUCAGGGCUCUGGGCUAGAAUUUGGCCUGGUGAGCACAUGCAGGAAUGGAUCCUCAGACUUCUUCUGCACCCACAGUGGGCUGGGCUGCCACUACCUGCACCUGGACAAGGGGAGCUGCUCCUCGGACCCAAGGCUAGAAGGCUGCCGCAUGUACAAACCCCUAGCCAGUGGGAGUGAAUGCUGGAAGGAGGAAAAUGGGCUCCCCACCAGAGCAGAGAACCCCCAUGGGGAGAUCUACCAUCUGCAUAGCCGUUGCUUCCUUGCCAACCUUACCUCCCAAGUGCUUGCCACAGACAAGGUCAGCCAACCCUCCAUCACUCCCACAGGCCGUUGCUAUUUACACCAGUGCACACACAGGGGAGCAUAUGAGGUGCAAGCUGAGGGGUCACCGUGGGUCCCCUGCCCUCCGGGAAAGGCUGUUCAGAUACCUGGAUACUACGGUCUCCUCUACUGUCCCCAAGACCGGCUAUGCCUGAGCAACAAAGGUACCAAUGCCGUCACUUCUCCACCGAUGAGGUUCUCAACCCAAGACCAGCUAUUCCAGCUGUCUUUAGGAUUAACUGGGACCCCAGGCCACUCUCUGGGGAAAGAACAGAGAGAAGAGCUGGCUGAGCUACUUCUGCAGGCUGUGGUGACAAGAGCUGGCACUAACAGGUGCUAUUUCCACAGCCCAUCUAUCACAAGUUUAGUGUUCACUGUGAGUAUUCGGAAGUCUCCAGGCUGCCGAGGGUCUUCCACUGCUACACUGCACAGGACCCUGCCUCUGACUUUUCAGGAGAAACCCCUCCAAGUACACCAUGGAGAAGCCACUUUUACCACACAAGACAGCAAGCUCCUGACUUCCUCGGACCAUAACCUCUCUCUGACUGACCGACUUCUAUCCAUGGGAUUUUGUCUACUGUUGCUAAUUCUGCUGGGAGCAUUGGGAACUUUGGCUUAUCAGAAACGAGCUACACUCCAAGUGGGACCAUCCACCACUUAACUAUCAUGAGAGAUACAUGUAUGGCACAGGAGAUCACUUUAA